Messenger RNA from Danaus chrysippus (African queen), 423 nucleotides. The record is from the annotation of a GenBank genome assembly. Lineage: Eukaryota; Metazoa; Arthropoda; Insecta; Lepidoptera; Nymphalidae.
UUGCAGCCACGCGAAAUCGACACGAAACCGCAAAUGCAGAAGAGCAUCGACAGCCAGCGAAGUAGUAAUAUAAUCCUUAGUGUUCAAGUAACAGUUCUGACCGUGCAGGAGGCUCACGGCGAGCUGGUUUCAACUAGCAUGCUGUGUAUAAGAGGCGAGCGUAUUUUCAUUUUAUUACCAAAUUACCGAUGGCCAGAUUGCGAGCUGAGAGUCGAUUGUGGCUGCCCCUAUCAGGAACAUUUGCCAACAGAAACGCUAUCGGCAAUCGACACGACCAGACCUGAGGUGUUAAAUCAUAGGCGAGAGCGGGGCACUGUUGAAGCUAUCACGGGAACUCGUGAGGACUUUAUUAUGGGGCUUCGUGGAUGGAUGAGAAAAAUAUGGGCCUUGGAUACACCUCGCGACGAGACAGAUAUAUGUUGA